Molecule: messenger RNA, 1554 nt
Organism: Calliphora vicina (urban bluebottle blowfly)
Lineage: Eukaryota; Metazoa; Arthropoda; Insecta; Diptera; Calliphoridae
Product: pH-sensitive chloride channel 2
Exons: 2
Coding region: 1-1491 (496 amino acids)
Biological process (GO): signal transduction; chloride transmembrane transport; regulation of membrane potential
Cellular component (GO): neuron projection; plasma membrane; synapse
Molecular function (GO): transmembrane signaling receptor activity; transmitter-gated monoatomic ion channel activity involved in regulation of postsynaptic membrane potential; chloride channel activity
Source: RefSeq, a predicted model, not a curated record
AUGACAAAACUUCUAUUAUUCCUUUUAUUGUUUUACACUGCCCGGGCUCAGGCUGAAGUCGAUUGUCCUUCUUUAAGUGAUGCCGAUAGUCUGUCGCAGACUCAAUUAUUGGAAAGAUUAACACAUGGCUGUCGCUACGAUCGCCUGGAGCGACCUAUCACUUACACCGAAUCCGGCAGUCGUUUACCGGUUGAUGUUUAUGUUCGCUGGUAUGUUUAUUUUAUGCAAAAUUUAGAGGCCCACGAUUUGCAAUUUAAAAUUCAUGCCUUGUUGCAAUUACGUUUUCUGGAUCCACGUCUUACAUUUCGCAAAGUGGCGCCCAAGCGCAAACAACCAGUAUUGGGUGAAAAACAACUAAGAGAUAAUUUAUGGAUGCCUCAUAUAUUUUUGGCCAAUGAACGCGAUUCCAGUAUAAUGGGUACGAAUGAGAAAGAUAUUCUAACCUCAAUUUCUCCCGAUGGCACCGUUAUUAUAUCGAGUCGCAUUAAGGCCACCCUCUACUGUUGGAUGAAUUUGCAAAAGUUCCCUUUUGAUGAACAGCAUUGUUCUACAUAUUUGGAAAGCUGGAUGUAUAAUACCUCCGAGUUGAUUAUACACUGGGAACAGAAACGUCCCAUAACAUUUGAUCCAGAUUUACAUUUAACCGAAUAUGUUUUGCAGAAAGCCUGGUCUAAUGAAACUGUUAUCAAUGCUGAUUUAAAUGAUUUACGCCACGGUGCUUUUGCAGGCAAUUAUAGUUCUUUGAGUUUUACUGUACAUCUUACUAGAGAAGUUGGUUUCUAUUUAAUGGAUUAUUUCUUGCCAUCCAUGUUGAUUGUGGGUAUUUCAUGGGUAUCAUUUUGGCUGCAAGCAGAUCAGGCUCCACCUAGAAUUAUGUUGGGUACUUCUACUAUGUUGACGUUCAUUACAUUAGCUUCGGCGCAGGGUAAAACCUUACCCAAGGUCAGCUAUAUUAAAGUGUCUGAGGUAUGGUUUCUGGGUUGUACACUAUUCAUUUUUGGCAGUCUACUUGAAUUUGCCUUUGUCAAUACCAUAUGGCGUCGCAAACGUAAUGUGGAUGUCAAAUCAAUGAGCAGCAAACAUAUAUUGAAAUCAACACUCUCACCACGUCUCUCUAGACGUAAAACCUCAAGAUCACGUUCAUUUUCUACGGGCACCACAAUGGGCAGUGAUAAUAUCUCAUUAACUGGAGCUCCAAAAUUCAAUAAUUAUCUAACCGUACACAAUAUACCCAUAACAACAAUCAAUGAACACGAAGUAGCAGAUAACGUCUCCAAAGUAACAACAUUUACUACCAUGACGGAUAAUCGUAAAAUGGAUAUGGGUCUACUGGAACAAGGUUUUGAUAAUGAGACGAAAAAUCGUCAUGGCUGGACCACAUUAACACCCCAAGAAAUAUCACACUGGAUUGAUGCCAAGGCAAGAGUUUUGUUUCCCAUGUCGUUUUUGGUCUUCAAUGCUAUAUUCUGGACUUUUGUGUAUAUAUUUUGAAAAUUGAUACGUAUUAUCUUUUUAUGCUGUAUAUAGGAAAUAAACAGCCCAAUAAUGUAUAAA